Daphnia pulex (common water flea) is the source of this 2436-nucleotide messenger RNA. RefSeq lists its product as uncharacterized. Bases 442 to 2436 code for a protein of 664 amino acids. The record is from RefSeq and is a predicted model, not a curated record. The transcript is spliced from 5 exons. NCBI's taxonomy places the organism in Eukaryota, Metazoa, Arthropoda, Branchiopoda, Diplostraca, Daphniidae.
UUUAUCUGUUAGGAAAAGGAUAACAGCCCUUGUGAUUCAAGCUCGCAAUCAAAUAUCAUUGAUUGUUGUGAUUCACCCAUUACCUUGAGCGAACAAACUAAUGCAUGUGGAGUUAAUAUUCCACACAUUUCAGAACACACGUAUCAGGAACUGGAAUUUAACAAUUUUGAAGAUUUUUUUAGUGAUAUCGAGGAAGAGGACGAAGUAUAUGAAGCCCACCCAUCAGUUUACUUGCCUCUACUCUGUGUUGCAAACUAUUUAAGGCAUCAUCUUACUAAAAGUGCCCUAGAAGAUCACCUUUUCAAUGUGAGGUUAGCGUCCCACUCCAAUGUGAAAGAGUUGAGCAGCCAACAUAACUUGUUAAGAAAAUAUUCCCAUUUGAGGAGUGAAGUUACGAAAAUUUUUGUUUGCCCCUCGAAAAAAUGUCCUUCCGUAUUGACUAUGAAGCAAGAUAAUCCUGAAGAGAUACAACUACGACAGCCUUGUGGUCACAAAUUUAUCAAAAGUGUGCAUCGACCAUGUUUCAUUUUGCGAAUGCCAAUCGAGAAGCAAUUGGUGUAUUUUAUCGAGCACCACGGCAUUAAACUACAAGAAAUGGAUUCAAACUACCGAGGAGAUUUACAUUCUGGCGAAUGCUACAAAAAGUUGAGAGACAAAGGUUUCAUUGACGACCUGACCAUCACCGUGAUCUGGAAUACGGAUGGAGCUCAGCCUUAUAAGAUGAGCAAAAACGGAAUUUGGCCUUUCAUGGCCACGAUAAAUGAAGCACCAUACAAACUUCGAAGAAAUUACGUAAUUUUGCUGGCAUUGUGGUUUGGCAACAAAAAACCACCUUUGCAUGCAUUUUUGGACUGGAUAGUAAAAGAGUGGGCUAGACUGGAAAAUGACGGGAUAAAUGUAAAAGGAAUCCAUUACAAAAUCCGUGUUUUGGUUAUUACUACUGACACGAUGGCCCGUCCACUUAUACGCAACACUACGCAGUUCAACGGACAGUUCGGAUGCGAUUUCUGUUUACAUCCAGGUGAACAAAUUAAAAAGGGAAGAGGUUCAACUCGCAUUUAUUUAGAAAAGCCAGAACCUUUUGAAUUGAGAAGUAUGGAACAACAUAAGGAAGACUUGAAUAUUGCCAAGGCGACCCGAAAACCUUCCCACGGUGUCUGUGGCCCAACACCUUUAGCCGACUUACCCGGGUUCGAUUUUAUCAAGGCUUUUGUCCCGGAAUAUAUGCACUCCUGUUGCCAAGGAGUUUUUAAACUAAUGAUUAAGCUAUGGACUUUUCAAAAAUAUUCCAAGGAACCUUGGUCUGUCAGGGGAAAGUUGGAAGUGCUAAACUCCCGGCUGUUAAACACAAAACCACCUUAUGAAAUCACCCGGGUUAUGAUAGCAUUAGAUGAUUUGAGCAAUUGGAAAGCUUCUAUGUUUAGAGCCUUUGUUCUUUUUUAUGUUGAUGUCUUAGAAGAUGUACUCCCCAAAGAAUUUUUUGAUCAUUUCGUAAAUCUUAGCUACGGGAUGUUUGUUCUUUUGCAAGAAAAGGUAUCCGUAUCAGACGUAGAGAAAAUUAAAGUUCUUUUUAGGCAUUUUGUGAUUGAUUUUGAAAAACUUUAUGGCGCCACUCAUGUAGGAAUCAACGUUCAUUUUCUCAUUCAUCUUUCGCAAAGCGUGCUUGAUUGGGGAUGCUUGUGGACUACAUCGACGUUUAUUCCUGAGUGGUUUAAUGGGGUGUUGAUGUCUUUGUCGAAUGGGACUCAAGCGAUUGCGGAUCAGAUGGCAACAAAUUAUUUGUUGAAACUUACUGUUCGUGACGAGGCCGUGACGCUGUUACAAAAAUAUAUCUUGCCUCCCCAUGUAACAAGACAACUCUGCGAAUUACUCCGCUUGCCAAAGGAGACGCCACGAGGAUUUUCAAAAGGGACAUUUUCAAAUAACGAUAAAGUUGAACUUCUCGGCCAUUCAUCCGUUCGGAAUCUUGAUAGAUGCAUAGAGCAGGAAGCGCAUAACUCAAUAUCCAACUUGAAGUCCAGUCCGGAAAGUGAUACAGAAAUUCUCACCCAAUUAGACCCAGAAUGUGCACCCAAAUAUCAGGUCAAAUUUCGAUCCAAUUUUCUCUUAACUUGUUCCAUCGUCAACGUUUUGAUUAAAGGUGAAACACCCCUGACAGACAAGAUCACUGCUCUUGAACUGAUUGGUGCUUCUCUUCCAAAAAAUUAUGAAGAUUCUGUUGCAGUGAUGUUAAGGUGCUGGAGAAAUGCCAUGAAUCUUCGUUACUUCCCUGCUGAUGGUGAACCACCUCUGCCCAAGACACCUUACGUGGGUGUUACAUUUGUGGCAUCUCCUAUGGUUUUCGGACAUGCUGUGGAAGUCAUUUUUAUUGAAGGAAUGAACCUUUUUGAGGAGUAUUUCGAGCGUAACAUUGUUGACCUUGAUUCGCGAGUGUGA